Biomphalaria glabrata is the source of this 5237-nucleotide messenger RNA. RefSeq lists its product as uncharacterized. Lineage: Eukaryota; Metazoa; Mollusca; Gastropoda; Planorbidae. The record is from RefSeq and is a predicted model, not a curated record. Gene Ontology annotation, molecular function: actin binding. The transcript is spliced from 2 exons. The coding region runs from base 827 to 4933 and encodes 1368 amino acids.
AGAUACAAGAAGUCGCUGGCCAAAAGAAUGUAUCUUGGAGCGUUUAAAUUACUUUUAUAUUAUUAUUGUUAUAAGUAAGGAAAAAAAAAAGGAGGGGAUCCAUGGCAUAUAUAAUAAACAAUAUAUAGACUGGAAACUAAUUGAAGGUCGUAGCUGGUGGGUUAUGCUAGUUAUAUGAAAGUCAUCCUCUAUGGUCAACUCGCGAUUGGCACAAGAAAAACUGGUCGCCCCCACCUCCGUUACAUAGAUGUAAUAAAACGUGACCUCAAAUCAGUGAACAUCAAUACUGACAAUUGGGAAGGCAUAGCUCUAGACCGCAACAGAUGGAGAGAGACAGUGACCAAGAAAGCUAUGGACAGUGAAAGUACAUGGGUCUCAGCUCAGGAAGAAAAACGUACAAUCCGAAAAACGGCCAGCUCCUCUACCACCGAAGCAAAAGCCACCUUAACCUGCGCUAUCUGUGGAGGGGUGUCUCUCCAAAAUAGGGCUCCACAGCCACAUGAGGAAGUGUGCUCUGAGAUGAACCAUAGUCGUUCUACGACUGAAGGAGGCCAAUGAUGAUGAAAGUCCUAAUCUAGGAAAAAAAAAUAAACUUCUUUAUUUAUUGAAAUAAAUAUGACGUCAUUGUAAAAUGUGCUUUUGAGUAAAAGGAAGUGGACAAUUUCAAGUUAAUCAUCCCGCGUUAUUAUGCUUUUUGCAGUAAGAAAAUUAAGAGAUUCUAUAUCUGCUCUUUGCGAUAAAUUAAAAGCGUACAAUCAAAGAUAAAAAGUACAGAUAGUAUUUAGUUGUAGGUAUUUGUAAAUGUACUGAUGAUUAGUUCAUUUUAAUGUGUAGCCUAAUAUACAGAGAGCUCGGAAUAGGCCUAUAUAUAUAUAUAUAUAAAGAUCACUAUAUAAAUACAGGUUUCAGUGUAAUGAUGGAUAGUGAACUAAUCGAACAAAAUGUGAAUAAACCUACAACAUUUAGAUCCAAGUAUCUCUCCAAAAAUCCCAUGGUUCCUUGGAAACGUCUGGUUGACCUUAACCUCGAUCUUAUGUCCAAAGCGAACAAAUCGUCACAAAAUCACCAUUGCGCAUCAGUAUAUCAUUUUGACAAUAUUUUAGAUGACUGUAAGUUAACUUCAAAUACUGACUGUUCUAGCUGUGAAGGAGAGUGUACUUUAACUAACAAUGCUGAACAUUCGAGGUAUGAACCAGUCAGUUCACAUCGUAAAGAAGUAGACGGACGGACUGAUGGAAUAAAGAGUAAUAAAUUCACGGAGAUGCGCUUUACAAACGUUGGCUUGUUCGGUAAAGCUAGAAACGUCCAUGAACUUGACGACUGCGGAGAAUAUGUUCAAGGGGAAAUAACGUCAAGUCGAAAAACGCUUAGCAGAAAUCACAAGACAGUCGACCAAUUCAACGAGCUUCGUCAGAAGCACGGUAAUAUCACGUGUCUAGAUGUCAGUAAUCAGAAAAAUUCCAUGUCUGUUCCGCAAUGGUCACCACCUAAUCCACGUGACUACCCAAAACGUUACGAGUCAGACGACGAGACUUCAGAUCUUACAAAAAGAACGGACGUAAGCAGCGACCAUUCCUUCAAGAAAACAAUGCUUCGCGAUGACAUACAUUUCGUCCAUCUUAACGAUUCCGAAAUUGACGACAGUGGCUUUGCGACACGCGACGUUACUAUGCUUUCAUUCCGGUAUUCCGGAGGUGCAGAAACUAACACAGAUUACGAAAGUGAUUGGGAUGAGAACGAGGUGAAUCUCACAACCGAUUGCAAAGAAUUACCUAAAAAUAGCACGGUCCAUUACAGUGAUCAAAAUGUUGUGACUGAUUUCGAGUCUCAUACUUGCAUUGAACAAGAAGCAGCUGAAAACUUCCAGGAAAUACCGAAAAUGAAUGAUCUUCCCGAAGAUAUUCUGGAAGAAAGCACCAAUGUUUCCAAUCACAUUGUAAGCUCUCCUCCGACAGGUCUUCCUGAUACCGAAGUCAUAAUUCCUUUCAGUGACAACAAGCACAUAUUUAAAAGCAAUGGGUUUGAAAAUGAAAACCCAUUAACAGUAAAAACUGACUGCAUUGAGAUGGUAGAUGAUCUGAGUGACACAAAGGCGACGAAUUUCAUUUAUACAAAAAUGUUUUCUCCAAACAGUUUCUCUAGAUGUCAAUCGUUUCUUGAAGCUAGCUGCGAGGAGCAUUCCACUUAUUCAAAUGAUGUGGAUUCUAAGGUGUCCGAUUGUCUAAGCCCGUUAGUACAAUUUCAUAACUUAGAGUUUCAGAGAGACAGAGACAAAGCGACUGUAACAAUUGUAUCUGAACGUAAAGUAAUAGAAUCAGAAAGUAACGAAAGUCAACAAAGACUUAAAUGCGAAAAAUUGUUAGAUAAAAAUGGGAUUGUUGACUUUAAAGACGAAACGUUUCUUUCAAAGACAGUUACCGAUGAUGUCUGUAAUUUAGUUCAACGCGAGUCUGAAAACUUUAAAUAUAUCAACACCCAUAAAAGCGAAGACAUUAUGAGCAACACAAGCACUAGCCUAGACAUUUCUGAAGUACGAAAUGCAGCAAAUAUUGAAAGUAUCAGGAGACUGAAAUUCUUGACUAGAAAUCCUUUGACUUCGUGGAAACGUUUCGUCGAUGUUAAUAUUGAGUCAUUAAAUUUAAAAAAGUCAAAAUCAAUAUCAAGUAAUGGCGCAGAUAAGGUUGGUCACUCUAUUGCAAAGUGCCAAUCUAAUAUAGAAUCAGAUCGAGCAAUUCAAUGUAUUGAUUCACAUCGCCAGAAAUGUACCUUUACACAUUUUGAUUUAUCUGGGUUGCAGGAUGACGACUAUUCUGGUAUAUUUAAUAAAUGCAAAACUAACGUAGAACCGGGAGAAGAAAACGAAGAGAUGACGUGUGUAAGAGUGGUCAUUGAUGAUCUACAGUUUGACGAAACAAGUUCAUCUAACGUCUUUACAGAUGACCGCAUUGAAAAAGUCUUUUCACUUAGCAAUGAAGGGAUCAUUAAAAAUAAUGACCACUUUGCUGUAAGUCUGGAUUGUGAAAAACAUUUUCAACAAAACGAUGACAUUGGCAAUUAUUUAACUCACGACAAUACACAUUCACAGCUGACAGAAACGACUCAAAACAUAGAAUAUGCCGAGACAGUUCCAUUAGAUUUUCCCUUGCAAAACUGUAUUGAUUACCCUAAAGAGACUGUUGAAAAUGGCAGUCUAAAUUUGACAGUAACCUUACAUAAUACGCCCUUGCCAGACUGUAUGCCUGAUUCAACUUUAAGUGUUCAACCCGAGCACGAAGAAGCUAACAGUGCAUUGGAUAAAAUGGCAAAAGUAACAGAAAAUUAUCCGAGCAAUAUCUUGCUUGAAGCAACUUUAGAAAACCAGUCCAUUCAAGUUCUUCUUUUGCCAGAAAUGUUGUACAACAAUGAUGAUUAUUCUAAUGGCUUUAUGCCUACCAGUUUGCUUAGCCAAAGUCAAGGACAUUGUGGUUCUCAAUUAAAAAAUGAACGAUACAUUCGUUCCAAAUAUAAGCCUGUUCCUCGAAAAUCUAACGAUAGGCAGAGUAUGAAAAUAAAAAGUAGAUUAAGGCAACAAAAGUAUGACCAAAAUGAGAUACAUAAAAAGACUUUACAUGAACUGGAAGUAGUAGAUGUUUCAAGAACCAGUAUAGAUGUCGAACCAAAAGAAAGCUAUGAUAUUUUGGGUACCGUUUGGUCAAAACUUAGUAAAUAUAUUUACGGAUUAGUCAACGUCUUCAAUUCAAGUAUCCAUGAAGAUGACGACAAUCUUCAACAUCUUAACUCUGCCUCAUCCAAAGAAAACAUUAAUAUAACAACUUACGAAAGAUCUGAACAUUUCAUUAAAGGUGAUUGUGUAUCCAAAUCUAUGCCCGACAGUAAAGAUCGCUUUAUCAGUGAAAGUGAUUUACGAAAAACAAAUCAAGUGCAGAUUAAAAAACACUCUAAGCGAAGAAAAAUAUAUUCCAAUGUCGAAACACCCAGGACUGACACAAAUGCUCAAACUGACGAGAAUAGCUUUUCAACGGAAAGCCAACUUCCCUUCCAAACUGAAGAAACUCCAAAUUGUACAUUAGAAUUCCACAAUAAGAUCAAUGCUGAUUAUUUUAUUACUAAGGGAAGUCAAAGCGCGGAUGAAUCUAUUAAGUAUUACAAUGCCAGCCCUAAUAACCGUGUUAGGUUAGAUAAAUAUGCGCGGCAAGGUCAAGGCCAAUCUGAAGUCAUAAUCGACACUAAAAGUGCACCAAACGAAAACGAACUCAGUGCUUUUUUCGAUAGUACUUCGCACCCCGAAAGUAGCCAGACGUCAUUUACUACAGCAGAAAAGGGUUUGAAUUGCCAAAAAGGCACAUCGACGAUCACAAUGACACAAGUACUUCCAGAAAAUGAAGCUUCAACCAAUUUUCCAGAAGAGUCUUUUAGGAAGCUGAACUUGUUGACGCAAACACUACCAGCAAUCCUUCGGUGUAAUCCUAGUUUAACUAUCGUUCAUGAGAGAGAAGAGCUCUGCUCAAAGCAUCAGGAUGCUGGUGAUGAUGACGUUAUGGCAGACGACAUGCUGAGGUCGUCUUUAGAGUGCUUGCUGGAGAUGCUCCUGCAGAGAGGUAAAGUUAGUCAAGCAUUUGUGGCCACUGUUCAAGGUGAAAUUCUAGCCAAGACUUCUGGACUGCCUGUAAAAGAGCAAGACGUGAUGACUAUCGUCUGCUGCCUGACCUCCAGUUACCAAGGAGUGACUCGCAUCACACUUUUCACCACCGCCUACCAAUGUUUUAAACUGGUUCAAAGUUCUACGCUGGUAGGAAGGGCGGACAACUCUAUUUUCGUUGCUCUCCAGGGGAAGCAGACCAUAAUUGUAGGGUUUGCGCAUCCAUCUUCCCCUGGCUCGUGUAUUAGAGAGAUACAGGAGUUGUCGCAGGCGUUAAGUCAGAGAGGUCUAUAGUUUACUCAAGUCCAGCAUUAAUACAAAAUGACUCAGUUAGGCUGAAAAUAUGAAUUGCGGGAUGUCGGUUUUCAGAAAUGAUUUAAAGAGGUCAUUUCAUGUUUACAAAGGGUAAAUAUAAAACAAAUCCUGGACAGUAACAACAUACGAAACAGUUUUCUUUAUGACUAUAAAUUCCAAUUAACAAAAUUGUCUAAGUAAUGAAAGUCUGGACAUCCAGUCUAUAAAGUCAUGAAACUCCAGACACCCAGUCGAAUUCAUGAAAGUCCAGACAUCCAUACCGACUAUAAAAUGCUGGAUUAAA